GUGCUUCACAUGUACACUUGGAGGCGAAGCCACUUGUACUGUCAAUGAGCUCCUAACGUUUCAGGUACCUGUCUUGGAAAGGAAAGGGACAGUUCUCUCUCCGGCCCAAUUGUUAAAGGGUAUUUCUUGAUCAGCAUCUGACCUUCUUUCAGAGUUGGUAGUGUUUCUGAUGAAGGUUUAUACACUAUGGCCCCACUUGCCUGUUGCCUUGCAAUCUCCUUUGUUUUCCCGGUGGUGUUAAGUAACACAGACAUGCAAGUCCUAAAAAACAUUUCCGAGCUUAAGCCUCCGACCAACCUGACGAUUGUGGAUAGGCAGCUUGGGGAAGUGACAAUUUCUUGGAAUGAUGGUCUCAGUGAAAUCAUCAAGGCUUCUACACGCGUUAAAUAUCCAUUUGAGUACAAAUACUUUGAUUCUCAAACUUGGCAAGAAGAUUCCAGGCUUCUGGAGUCAGAAUAUAGGAAAACAUUUGAAUUACACCGGGGGGUUUCCGUACGAGUUAAAACUAUGGUCCAGGCUAUGCGCAAAAUUAAAAAAGUGGAAAGCAACUGGACUGUAAUUGAUAUCCAACCACCACCAGGUGACCAUGAAACCUUGGCUUCUAAUGUCUCAUGUAUUGUCUAUAAUAAUUCACUGAUGAAUUGUACGUGGAAUCAGGGCAGCAAAGCGCCACAUGAUACCCGAUAUGAAAUGUAUUACAGACAGGGUGGGAACAUCAGUCAAUGUACCUCCUAUUUUUUGGAUGAAGAUGGCAGACAGGGCUGCCAUGUUUCUCAAAUCGAAGUUAAUGCUGAGAACGUUAUAAUCUGUGUCAAUGGAUCGAGUAAUUCUACACUGAUUCAGGCAUAUUAUACAGACUUUAGUCCGUGGGAAUAUGAGAUGUUCAACGCACCAAUAAAUCUUAAGGUUUUACUAAAUCUGUCUGUGACAUGGGAAAUGCUUCAUUGUUGUAGAUGUUUUCAAUUUCAAUUGCAAGUUACAAAUUUGGAUCAAGGUCAUCAUGAGUUUUUCAUUGUUGAGGAAGAAACAAAAUAUAGCCUUCAAAGUAUCAACCUCACAGAACGUUACUCGGUGAAAGUAAGAGUAAAGUCAAAAUCAACUUGCGGGGAGAAUAAGUAUUGGAGUGAAUGGAGCAAUGAGGUUUUUAUUGAACGCACUCUGUCACUUAAUAUGCAUUGGUUCGUGCAUAUGUCGGUCGUACUUGUAACUAUGGUGGGACUGCUUCUAAUAUUUGCAUUCGGAAGGUACAGAGUACUGGAAGUUGCAUUCAAACCAAUUCCCAAUCCUCAAAAGAAGUUCAAAGCAUUGUUUGAAGAAUACAAUGGAGAUUUCCAGAAUUGGAUGAACUGUCAGGUACCAGUCUCAGAACUUGAUGAAUGCCAUCCAGUUGUCAUUGAAGAAGGUCCCCACAUUGAAGCAUAAAAUAAGAAACUUUCACCACCAUAACUCCAUACAUCUGGCAAACUGACAUAAUCAUAUGUGUAUUAAUGCUUAAUUUCUCCCUUCACGUAUCUAUUACGUGUAAACUGUGAAUUAUUGUCAUUCAAGAUUCAAGGACUCAUAUUAGUUCAAGACCAAUGCCAUUGAGCAGAAAUAUUGCAUUGAAUUUACUUGGCACCAUGGUAGUGGAUAAUGGUGAUUGGGCUGGAAAAAUAGCGAGGAGCUAUGGGAUGAUGAAGUUUUUGGGAAAGCCAAAGAAAUCUUUUGGUUGCUGGCCCUCUGGAGAUGAAAAGCCAAUUGACAUCUUUCCAGGCUGCAGGCUGGGGUGAUUUCAAUGAAUACGUCAAUUCAAAGUUUGUGCGAAGAUUUGUAGCUCGGGUGCUCGUUGUUGUGGUUCUGUUCGCCGAGCUGGAAGUUUU
Messenger RNA from Chiloscyllium plagiosum (whitespotted bambooshark), 1859 nucleotides. RefSeq names its product interleukin-5 receptor subunit alpha-like. Gene Ontology annotation, cellular component: membrane; external side of plasma membrane. NCBI's taxonomy places the organism in Eukaryota, Metazoa, Chordata, Chondrichthyes, Orectolobiformes, Hemiscylliidae. Gene Ontology annotation, molecular function: protein binding; cytokine receptor activity. Gene Ontology annotation, biological process: cytokine-mediated signaling pathway. The record is from RefSeq and is a predicted model, not a curated record.